CAACAUGGCGGCUGGCGGGAAUGUUGAAGUUGUUUGGAAAACUCUAAUGAACUACUUGAUUCCCGAGUCUACUCAAGCACCAGAUUCUUUGGAGCAGUUUACUCAAAACCCUGACGUGUUUGUUCGAAUGCGAGACUGGUUUUUGGAAAAGUUCAAGAAAGAUUUGAAAGAUAAAUUUCGACCACAAUUUUGGUCCUAUGUCCAAGAAGACAAAGAGGUUGAAGCAAAAGGAUUUAACACCCUUCUAUGUGCAGUGGGAGAUCUCUAUAGAGGGUUAUCAGCAUACAGGCCAUUUGUAGAUCUUCUUCAAUCUUUGACAGGAUCACUCCCAUUAGGUGAUCUUAAUCUGCAGUUUGAAAGACUUGUGAGGGCUGUUAUCUUUUGUGAUAUACCUGAGCAUUUCAGAGGUAUCGUACAUGCAUCCUACACUCAAGCAUUUCAAGCAUACCAAAUCAAAAGCAGAAAGGAAAACAAAAUGGACACAUCAGGUGCUUCAUCACCAGGUGCUUCAUCACCAGGUGCUGAAGGUGAUGAUGAAGAUGAUGAUGUGGAAUCACUGACUUGCUCUGGUUGUUUUGAAGAGAAGGACUGUUGUCAUUGUGAAGACAUAAUUGAAGGAUUUUCACAGCUUAACAGCCAGUUCAGUUCACUUGGACUAAUAAAUAAAGUUGCUGAACCAGCUUUCCUGUCAGUCAUUCAUAAGGAGAUUCAAAGAAAAAUUGAUGAAAAGUGUAAAGGCGAAUUUGAGACAUCCUUUUUGUCUUCCUUGUUAAACUGGGUUGAUACUGAACUGUGUGGCUGGCUCUUGAUAAUUUUUCAAUCUCAAGCAAAUGCUGACCCUAAGAAAAAUACUGAAGAGUUGUACAACGAUGUAAUAAAAGGUGUGGACACAUCACUGGAUGCAUGGAAACCCAAACUGAAGUACUUCAUGUACAAGUCAUUUGCUGACCUCAGAAUCAGUGAAUUGUUCACCAUAAUAGUGGAAUAUCCAGACUCUCUCCCUGCAAUUAAAGACCUUAAGUCAUGUUUAGAAGUUACUGACCAAAGAAAAGAGCUCAUAUCAUCUCUGAGAUCUGCGUUUGAGAGACGUUUGCUUCAUCCUGGUGCCAACACAUCAGACAUUCUAACUCAGUGUGUGUCAGCCAUCAGAGCUCUCCAUGUGCUUGAUCCAUCUGGAGUGAUUCUAGAACAUGUCUGUUUACCUGUCAGGCAAUAUCUCAGAACUCGUGAGGAUACUGUACGCUGUAUUGUGACAAGUUUGACAGACGACAGUAGCACAGAACUUGCAGAGGAAUUAAUGCGAGGAGAUCCACGCACCAUUGAUGAUUUAGGUGCUUCUGAUAGUGAGGAUGAUGAUGACAAGUGGAUGCCAGCUCCAAGUGAUGCUGAUCCAGAUAAAAUAUUAAGUAGCAGAAAAGCACCAGACAUCAUCAGCAUGCUUGUCAACAUUUAUGGAAGUAAAGACCUGUUUGUGUCUGAGUAUCGCACACUCUUGGCUGAUCGCAUUCUAUCAACCUUUAACUAUGAUACUGAAAAAGAGCUUCGUUAUCUGGAGCUAUUGAAGCUCCGCUUCGGUGAAUCACACUUACACUUCUGUGAGAUUAUGUUGAAAGAUGUGGCAGACUCAAGAAGAAUUAAUUCUCAUAUUCAGGCAUCAGCCAAAAAUGCUGAUAAUAAAAAGGCAAAUGCUAUUCCCUUAACAUCCAUGGUUUUAUCUGCGGUAUUUUGGCCUGCAUUUCGGGAAGAGAAACUCAAAGUUCCUGAGGAAGUGCAAAGGGCCAUGGAUGAGUAUACUCAUGGAUUUGAGGCCCUUAAAGGCAUGCGAACAUUAAGGUGGAAACCUCAUUUGGGUCUGGUUGAGGUUGAAGUUGAACUGGCUGAUCGCACUCUGUCUUUAUCUGUCACACCAACUCAGGCCACUGCCAUUAUGCAUUUUCAAGAGAAAGAACGCUGGACUGUGGAAGAGCUUAGUGGCGUAAUGCAUGUUCCUCCUGGUCUCCUGAGGAGGCGUUUAGGAUUCUGGGUCAGUCAGGGUGUUCUCAAAGAGGAGUCUACAGACACGUUUAUUGUUAUGGAAAAACAAAAAGGACAACAACGAGCUACAGAAGUUGUCAUGGAUGCAGAGAUAGAAUCUGUUAUGGCUUCUUCACAUGAUCAAAGGGAGGAGGAAUUACAGGUAUUUUGGUCUUACAUUGUUGGUAUGCUGACCAAUCUGGAAAGUCUGCCAUUGGACAGAAUACAUUCCAUGUUGCGGAUGUUUGCUAUGCAAGGACCCUCAUCAAGCCAGUGCAGUGUGGAUGACCUGAGGAGGUUCCUAGAUCGCAAAGUUAAAGACCAAGAGUUGCAGUUUGUGAAUGGAUUUUACAGGUUACCCAAGUCAGGCAGAUAACAGCAAAAGUCAUCACAAACUAGCCAUAUGGGAAUUUCUAACCUUUGUUGUUCCAGUAAUCACAAUAUAUGAAGCUGGGGCAAAUAAAUGGAAGCACAGAUCAGAUACUGUUACGUAUCUUUCCACUGAAGUACUAAGGUUCCAAUAUUUACCUGGAAAAGCCUCUGCACAUUUCCCACUCUUUGGCUCAGGUUUAAAAAAUGUAUUGCUGCUGAUGAUAACUUCUUAACUAAAAGUUAAGAAUUGUGAAAGGGCAAUCAAAAACAAGAAGUAAACAGAGACCUGAAAAAUUUUUGAAAUAUCAUCAUCAACAAAAAAAAAAAAAUACUAUUUCAAGUUAAAACAGUUAACCGUUAUUUUAUUAGCCAUUGUAUAGUUCUUUACAUCACUCAAAAAUUACAUUUAAUAGAAAUUAAAAGGAUUGAACUCAUGUGGCAACAGUUCCAGGAGUGAAAUAUUCAUCCCAUUCUAUUUACACCACUCUUCUAUUGCACAAUACUUACAUUUACUUUGUACAUCACACACAUUAUUCCAAAAAAUUGUUUAAAACUUACCAUUAACAAUCUCUCUACUUCAUUUCUUUACAUUCUGCAACCCUUAAAAUUCUAAUUAAAGAAAGGUACCCUUUGCCUUUAUUUCAAACAUCUGUCAAUAAAAUAUACACUCUGAGAAACACAGUAAGGUCUGUUAGGCAUCACUGUAAUUGUGUUCCUCUUGGAUCAUGAAGCUCAACCUGGUAUCAAGAAACAUUUGGCAGGCUGUAUUUUUCAAAAGCCAAGCAACUUCAUGCUAAAAAAACUGAUAUCAAGGAAAGUGAUAAAAAUGACUCAUUUCAGUCUUAUACUUGAAGAGAACCUUACUCAAGUUGAGCAUUUACCAA
Pocillopora verrucosa is the source of this 3269-nucleotide messenger RNA. Its product is annotated as anaphase-promoting complex subunit 2. The record is from RefSeq and is a predicted model, not a curated record. Gene Ontology annotation, molecular function: ubiquitin protein ligase binding. Gene Ontology annotation, cellular component: anaphase-promoting complex. NCBI's taxonomy places the organism in Eukaryota, Metazoa, Cnidaria, Anthozoa, Scleractinia, Pocilloporidae. Gene Ontology annotation, biological process: protein K11-linked ubiquitination; ubiquitin-dependent protein catabolic process; metaphase/anaphase transition of mitotic cell cycle.